AUGUCGGCUAAGCGUACAGCUACUUCUGAACUAAAUCAUGAAAAUUGGGAUCAGGAAUUUAAUAAUGAACCAGAAGAUGGAGAAGGUUUUAAAAUGGCUGCUAAAGAUGUGCUUGAGAAACGAGUUAUAAGAACAGCAAAACGGCGAUCAAAUCUGUCUAAUAAUGAGGCUCCAAAAAGUGUGUUUAGCGGUUUCGGUGGUUUUAAUAAGACACAAAAAUCAUCUUUUGAUUUUUUAGCAAAUUUAACAAAUGGAAAUAAAUCUACCACAUCUACUGCCAGCACUCUAGAAAGUUCGUCAAUCUUCUCUCCAAAACCCUUUGCAACUUCAAGUCCUGGCCUCUUCAAAUCAGAGAUUUCCAAGACCUCAGUGUUUGAAAGUCCCAAUAUAACAGUUGGUUCUACUCAAUCAUCAUCUGUAGUUAUUGAUACUAAAACUAAUUCAAAGCCUAGUGAAAGUCCAUUUACGGUUAAGGCACCUUCAACGCCAGUAAGUAAUUUUACCUUUGGAAUAAGACCCAAUGCGGAAGCUAGUACUAGUCCAUUACAAAAGUCCAAUAAUAUAUUUGGAAACCAGACUCAAAACGUAUUUGCCAACAAUACUUUUAAAUCACCUACUGCUAAUCCAUCACCUUCAAGUCAAAAUAUCAAAUUAGUGGAAUCAGAAAAUACUUCAAAUAAGAAAGAAUCUGACGGUGAUAAGGAACAUAUUGAUGAAAAGAAAUUAACAUAUUACAAUAAUAUAAAAGGACUUAAUAUAAGUGUAUCAGAAUGGGUUAAAAAACAUGUAGAUGAAACACCAGUUUGUAUUCUGACACCUAUUUUUAAAGAUUAUGAAAGACAUUUGAAACAAAUUCAGGAUGAGUAUUAUGGGACUGAAGAUAUAAAGCCUAAUGAUGAAAAGGGUGACUUUAAAAAGGGUGUUAAUAAUACUUCAAAAACAACAGAAGCAAGUUUAAAUAUAUUUUCUCAGUCACCAGGAACUAAUUCGCAAGAGAAAACAACUAACAUCACUUUUGGAACAUCUGCAUCUAACAAUACAUCUGCACCAUCAGCAACACCAAAUUCAUUGCUAAAUAAGUCCUCAGAAGAGACAAAAGUUAGUAGUUUUUCAUUUGCCUCAUCUUCUAAUACUACUACCCCAGUUAAAUCAACAGGCUUUACCUUUGGCACCAUUCCAAAGGCACAAAGUCCAAACAUGUCCAAUAACAGCAUAUCUAAAGAUAGUUCAAGUGUUUCACCUGGCAUUGCCCAACCGCCUAGUGUGCCACCUGUGACAGGUACUGGAUUUUCCUUUGGCAUCACUUCCUCACCACAAACAUCCAACUUGUUCAACACUAAGCCUGGUCUUUCAGGUACUAAUGGCAAUGCACCCUUUUCAUUUGGUACGGGUAAGCCAUUUAGUUUUAAGUCAAGCAUACAAGAAAAGGCAGAAAGCAGUGAAAAAUCUGCACAAGGGGAUGAAGAUGAAGAGCCACCUAAAGUUGAAUACAAGCCCCUUGUUGAAGAAAAUUGUGUGUUUGAAAAAAAAUGCAAAGUGUUUGUUAAAAAAGAUGGCAACUUUGUAGACAAAGGUGUUGGCACUUUAUAUAUAAAAAAAAUAGAAGAGAGUGGGAAGCACCAAUUGUUAGUGCGAGCAAAUACAACUUUAGGAAAUGUAUUACUCAAUCUAAUACUAAGUUCAUCAAUACCGAUUCAGCCUAUGGGCAAAAACAAUGUUAUGUUAGUUUGCAUACCGUCACCUGACGCAAAACCGCCGCCAACUCCGAUUUUAAUCAGAGUCAAAACCUCUGAAGAAGCACAUGAGCUAUUGGAGACAUUGAAUAAAUAUAAAACGUAA
Leptosia nina is the source of this 1839-nucleotide messenger RNA. Lineage: Eukaryota; Metazoa; Arthropoda; Insecta; Lepidoptera; Pieridae. The record is from the annotation of a GenBank genome assembly.